AUGGGUGCACCCGAGUCAGGAUCUCCGAACGGCAUCACCAAGAGCGCCUACAGCAUCCAAAACAAGAACGGGCUUGGUGUGAACGACGAGGACGAGUACGAGUAUGAGUACCAUCCGUUUGAGACUGAGGAAUUCUACUUCACCUUGGACUUGACCACAAACGAUGCCAAGGCAACCGCUGCAGCACAGACGCUCCUGGAGGAGGGUGCUGAUGACGACGGUGUGAACGAGGGAGCCCCAGGGCCAUCCAACAGAAGUGCAUUGGGCCACUCGGAUAGAGACUCGGGUUCACUCGGCCAGCUCGAAGUGUCGGAUUUACACAGCAGUAACCCUUUCGUCAGGCUCGAUAAUGCAUACUACAGCUGUAAUUGGACCACGGAUCUUGGCAGUCAGGUAUACAUCACGGAGCCUGGACUAGCCCACAACCCUCGGCGAGCUGGCAAAAUACUCGACGUGGUCGGGCUGUCACGAGCGAGACUGGUUGGCAGACCGGCAGCUCCGCGACCACGACAGCAAGUUGCUGCCCCUACGGCGCUGGGCUCUUCAGCCAUCAAUGCUAUCACCAUACCUGGGAGCUCUACUAUGGCUAGCACAUCUAGAACUCCUCUGACUGAAAGCGAUCGCUUCACAGAACAGCAGACCGCGCGCUUCGCCGCCGCCAAGGCAAAUGCAAAGAACGAAGAAGAGAGAUCACAAGCCGCCUUUCUUGAACGUUUCUCUGCCGUCAAGCAAAAGAAAGGGGAGACAGAUCGCGUCCCGUAUUACGGCAUCAAGAAGUACGCAGCACCCGACGACAAAGACGAGAUCCGCAAGCGAGCGUUGGAGGCUGAACCAGCGUUUGAGGACCCGCGCCCGAAGAGGCCUUACAAGCGGAAAAUUCCUGAGGGGUAUGUUGUGCCGAAGGGUAUUGUUAUGAAUGGUUCUGGCGGUGUGAACCAAAUGGCAACUGUGCAUCUUACCUGCGACACUCCUGGCGGAUCUACAGUACCCGGUGCAAGCCCUGCUGCGCCUGUAUCAACGGAUGCUGUGAACACUCGCCCAGCCGCUAAUGGUCCACGUCCUCCCAGCUCGCAGACCGCAGAAACUGUUCAAGAGAACCCGGCACCACCGAACGAGGAGGAUGAGUCCGAUGCGGAACCACCGUGA
Molecule: messenger RNA, 1146 nt
Organism: Saxophila tyrrhenica
Lineage: Eukaryota; Fungi; Ascomycota; Dothideomycetes; Mycosphaerellales; Extremaceae
Exons: 1
Coding region: 1-1146 (381 amino acids)
Source: RefSeq, a predicted model, not a curated record